CACUCCCACAGCGUUAUGGCGACCAGUUGCGCAAUGGCCAGCCAGCUCAAGUCCUGCUCCCCCAAGGGCCUCUCCGCAUCUUCUCCCCUCAGGCCUCUCGCCUUUAGAACCUUCCAACUCAGAGUGAAGGCCGCCCAAUCUGAGGAUAAGGGGCCGCUGGGCGCCACGACCUACCAGGUCAUUCAACCCAUAAACGGAGACCCUUUCAUCGGGAGCCUAGAAACUCCGGUGACGUCGAGCCCCCUGAUCGCGUGGUAUCUGUCGAACCUGCCGGCGUACAGGACGGCGGUGAGCCCUCUGCUGAGAGGCGUGGAGGUGGGGCUGGCGCACGGGUUCCUGCUGGUGGGCCCCUUCGUGAAGGCGGGGCCGCUGAGGAACACACCGUAUGCGGGAGGGGCGGGCUCCCUGGCGGCGGGCGGCCUCGUGGUCAUCCUCAGCAUCUGCCUCACCAUCUACGGCAUCGCCUCCUUCAAGGAAGGAGAGCCUUCCGUGGCUCCUUCCUUGACCUUGACCGGCCGCUCCAAGCAGCCCGAUCCCCUGCAAACCGCCGACGGCUGGGCUAACUUCACCGGGGGCUUCUUCUUCGGCGGCAUUUCCGGUGUUAUUUGGGCCUAUUUCCUCCUCUACGUCUUGAACCUUCCUUACUACUUCAAGUGAUUCGCGUGUACGCUGUACAUUCAAUUCCCAGGGCAUCUCUCUAAUUAAUUUGUGCUCUGUUUAUAUAUUUUAUUUUCUACGGUUCCCUGAACAAUGAAAGUAUUGGGAUUUGCA
Prosopis cineraria is the source of this 771-nucleotide messenger RNA. RefSeq names its product photosystem I reaction center subunit XI, chloroplastic. Gene Ontology annotation, cellular component: photosystem I reaction center; photosystem I; chloroplast thylakoid membrane. Gene Ontology annotation, biological process: photosynthesis. The record is from RefSeq and is a predicted model, not a curated record. Lineage: Eukaryota; Viridiplantae; Streptophyta; Magnoliopsida; Fabales; Fabaceae.